Messenger RNA from Acanthaster planci (crown-of-thorns starfish), 1279 nucleotides. Its product is annotated as kinesin-like protein KIF16B. The record is from RefSeq and is a predicted model, not a curated record. Gene Ontology annotation, molecular function: microtubule binding; microtubule motor activity; ATP binding. NCBI's taxonomy places the organism in Eukaryota, Metazoa, Echinodermata, Asteroidea, Valvatida, Acanthasteridae. Gene Ontology annotation, biological process: microtubule-based movement.
CUUGUGGAACAGGUCGUGGCCCUGAAAACAUGCGGUGCAGAUUUCUGCGGUUUUUCGCACAUUUUCUUUGUUUUAUAUUGCCGUGAGCAGUUUCAAUGAACAUGGAACCAGGAUAGAAUACCGUGAAGCUUUUGUGCUACAGGACAUCGUAGAAAGUGCUGAUUUUUUUCUGGAUUUUCCCAAGAAUCGAGUCACCGGAUACUAUUCUCAGGCCUACUGACUGCCAUCACUGGUCAUGGCUUCGGUGAAAGUUGCAGUUCGCGUGCGGCCGAUCAAUCAAAGAGAAAUCAACUUGGGCUCAACCUGCAUUAUCUCUACAGAGGGAAAGAAGACAAGCAUAACAAACCUGAAAAUACCGGCCCAUCCUGGGGAAGGAGAGGCGGCGCUUGGACGAGAGAGAGUCAAAACCUUCACCUAUGACUAUUCAUAUUGGUCAGUCAACCAAUCAGACCCACAGUAUGCAUCCCAGGAAAAGGUUUUCAACGAUCUCGGACAGGAUGUUCUCAAGUCGGCCUUCGAGGGCUACAAUGCCUGUAUCUUUGCCUAUGGGCAAACUGGAUCGGGUAAAUCCUACACAAUGAUGGGUGAGCCGUCCUGCAAGGGAUUAAUACCAAGAAUAUGCGAAGGCCUCUUCAGUAGGAUUAAGAAAGACGAUGACGGUAUAUCGUGCCGAACUGAAGUCAGCUACCUUGAAAUCUACUGUGAGAGAGUGCGAGACCUGCUACGACCAAGCACCCAGUACACCCUGAGAGUCAGGGAACACCCCCGCGAUGGACCCUACGUCCAAGACCUUUCCAAGCACCUUGUGUCUGACUACCAAGAUGUUCAUGUCCUUAUGGAUAAGGGGAACACACAAAGAACCACGGCUUCCACCAUGAUGAACGACACCAGCAGUAGGUCACAUGCAAUCUUCACCAUCACUUUCACCCAAGCCAAAUUUCACGAUGACAUGCCAAGUGAGACCAUCAGUAAAAUCAACCUGGUAGAUCUGGCAGGCAGUGAAAGAGCAGAUGCCACAGGUGCUACAGGGGACCGGUUAAAAGAAGGAGCCAAUAUUAACAAAUCACUGGUCACCCUUGGUAAUGUAAUUUCAGCUUUAGCUGAUAUGUCGUCCAUGGUGAAUCACAGUCCCGUGUCCACAACCAACAAGCGCAAGUCCAUGGUGUUUAUUCCCUACCGGGAUUCGGUCCUGACAUGGCUGUUGAAAGACAGCCUUGGAGGCAACUCUAAGACCAUCAUGGUGGCAAGUAAGUAUCAUGCUCGGGAAAGUUUGGCAUAA